Messenger RNA from Amphimedon queenslandica, 910 nucleotides. RefSeq lists its product as uncharacterized. NCBI's taxonomy places the organism in Eukaryota, Metazoa, Porifera, Demospongiae, Haplosclerida, Niphatidae. Bases 71 to 670 code for a protein of 199 amino acids. The transcript is spliced from 3 exons. The record is from RefSeq and is a predicted model, not a curated record.
UUUGUACACAGGCUUCUUUGAUGUUAGAAGCUUUACAGUUCUCUCUACUGACAGCACUAAUACCAGUUUCAUGUGUGAGUUUGUACAUGGGUCACAAGCAAUUGGAUGUUACAUUGUCAUGCAUGAAACAUCAAUUGGACUAUACUACAUAACUACUGUUUUAAGAGAACUCAGAAUAGGAUCAAUAUCAGGGACUGUUGAGCCUGGUCAAUACAGUAUCAGUGUCUAUGAUAUCAAUAGUGAUGGAUCUGUUCAUUUAUAUACACCUGCAGCUUCUACUUCAGUCAUUGUUACUGAGUCAUUGCCUACAAUUGAAUAUACUUUCAGUUCUAGUAUUCCUUUAUUCUCAAUAAACCAGUCAACAACAGUGAAUUUACAAUCUCCUACUGUUUCCAGUUGUUCAUCAACUUUACUUACAACAACUGGAAGUGUUACGCUGGGAUUGUCACUUAUAAUUUGUUCUGUGUCUCUUUCUGUUCAUCUAUUUAUUGUAAUCUGGUGCAGAAAAAAAGGUAACACAAGGAGAACUCAAGAAGAGAAAAAUCCUUCCCCUCCUGCCCAAUAUGAAAACAUUGAGAUGAUAACUGGUACUAAUCCUAAUGUCUAUAACAUACCAACCAAUGAAUGCUCUGCAUAUGGAGUUGUGAUACAAGACACUGAAAACCUGUAGCAAUAAUUGUGUGUACUAAUUUUAGUGAAUUUUAGAUAAGAAUCAUUAAACUGCUAGACAAGUUAAUAACAUCAUUACUAAUAUAUGUAAUAAUGUCAUUAAUAAUUCUGCAAUCAGUUAUGUGGCACAAUAUACCAAUAAUUAAUUAAUACAUAAUACUGAAUAACAAUGAUGAUAGCAUAACAAUUAGCAAACAUGAUGUACUUUAGAGAAUAAAUUAGUUUUUCUUGUGAUAAUAAA